Messenger RNA from Penicillium paradoxum, 1215 nucleotides. RefSeq names its product CDC50/LEM3 family protein. The record is from RefSeq and is a predicted model, not a curated record. Bases 1 to 1215 code for a protein of 404 amino acids. The transcript is spliced from 6 exons. Lineage: Eukaryota; Fungi; Ascomycota; Eurotiomycetes; Eurotiales; Aspergillaceae. Gene Ontology annotation, cellular component: endoplasmic reticulum; Golgi apparatus; plasma membrane.
AUGUCUCAGGCUGGAGUCACUCGUGCUGAGUCCAUUGAACAACAGGAGCAUGGGAGGGAUGAUGGUGACAAGAAGCCAAAGACUCGCCGUCCAGCUAAUACUGCUUUUCGCCAGCAAAGAUUGAAAGCAUGGCAACCCAUCCUAACACCUAAGAGUGUCCUGCCUCUGUUUUUUAUCGUUGGCAUUAUUUUUGCCCCAAUUGGGGGUGUUCUCCUUUGGGCGAGCUCCCUUGUCCAAGAAAUCUCCAUCGAUUACUCUGAAUGCUCCAGACUAGCACCGACUGACACAUACGCAUCUGUUCCGCAUUACUCUGCAACCUUCAAAUCAUCCAAAGCCAUAUCGGCUCCCACCUGGAAAAAGACAAAUGAUUCGGGAAUCAUCACGUGCAGCCUCCUUUUUGAGGUCCCGAACGAGCUUCCCGCGCCCGUUUUCAUGUACUAUCGCCUCACCAACUUCUACCAGAACCAUCGCCGAUAUGUUGCUUCGCUGGACUUGAAUCAACUCAAAGGGGAUGCUGUUUCGUAUAAUACGAUCAAGGGUGGACCAUGUGAUCCUCUGGCGACCAACAACACGGCCAAGAAGGUCUACUAUCCAUGCGGACUGAUCGCAAACUCCUUCUUCAACGAUACCAUUGGACAGCCUCAAAUUCGAGACCCGAAUGAGACUAACAAUAAGGUAACAUUUUACGAAAUGACCAAGAAAGGUAUCGCGUGGGAGAGCGACAAGGAACUCAUCAAGCAGACCAAGUACAAGAUUGAUGAAAUGUUGCCACCACCAAACUGGGUCUGGGCCAGCAAGAACGGUGUCUAUGAAAAGAUGCCAAACUUACAUGAAAACGAAGAUUUCAUGGUUUGGAUGAGGACAGCUGGUUUGCCGUCAUUCAGCAAACUUUCCCGUCGCAAUGAUACUCAUGCCAUGCCUGCUGGAACCUAUGAGAUUGACAUUGUUGAUAAUUUCAAAGUCACUGAAUAUGCCGGAACGAAGUCGAUCCUGAUCUCUACUCGCACGGUGCUUGGAGGAAAAAACCCUUUCAUGGGGAUCGCAUAUGUAGUGGUUGGUGGAAUCUGUGUGCUGCUUGGAGCUCUCUUCACUGUCGCACACUUGGUGCGUCCAAGGAAACUUGGUGACCAUACCUAUCUUACUUGGGACUCAAACCAACCGAGUACUGCUGUCGCAACGGGACGGGAUGAAAGGUUCAGUUCCAACGCUCCCUAG